AUGGCAGAAGCUUCUGUUCCUCAAGAUCUUUCGUCUUAUGAGUACGAACCUUCCUGUCCUUUGCCCAGUGGAAGAGAAGCCAGGGACCACGUUAUAAGCAAAGGAUCUUGCCAGCCAAGAGAUAUAAAUUUUCCUUUGGAUAACCGGAAUCGUAAGUUUCUAGUAUCGUGGUAUGAGAAAUUUCCUUGGUUAGAGUAUUCUGUCUCGUUGGAUAAAGCUUUUUGUUUCGUCUGCAGAGUGUUCAACGCACAGGUGAGUUAAUUGUGUGAUUUGCGCUUUAAUUAUUUUCCUAAGUUAGUCCUAACCUUGUUAAGUUGUUUACACUUAAUGCGUACCGUUUAAUUUGCAAUUAUACAUGGACCAUGGCCCUGGUAGUGUUUAAUUAUAUAUCAAAAUGCGAUGUGUAAUACUCAAUACUGUUGUUUUAAAUAAUUACUAAUUAUCGCAAAAGUAUGAAAAGUUCCACAAACAAACUAUAAUUCAUCCUCUCUAGCUGUAUCGUCAAAUAGUUGAUAUGUAUUAUAAAAUACAAGAAACGCUUCUUAUAUUAUGACAACGUAAAACAAUGACAUUUGUCUUCUUUGCAUGCAGACGUCGUCAAGGAGUGAACCUACCUUCAUCAAACGCCAGUUUUGCAUAAAAAUGUCGGUGAUAUGGUGGUAAUCCUGGUAAUACGUUUAUUCCUAAGAAACAAUUGAGUGACGCGUAUAAAGUUAACACAAAACUGAAUGGGGACACCGCGAGGAUAAGAAUUCUUUAAACAAAGGGGUGUUUAAAGAAUUUCUUGAACAUAUAGCAAAGUCUGAUUCUCUUAUUGAAGAUCAUUUACGAAAUUCUGCAGGUAACUAUAUCAUUCACUGGUUCAGUAACGUUAAGGUUACUACGAAUUUUCGGUGGAAUAUAGGGAUAUAUGAAACUGCAUGAUAAUAGAAUGGAAUAAGGAAUAAUAAAGAUAAACUGAAGUCGUAAUUAUGAUAAUUCUGUAAUUAUUUCUUUUUAUCGAUUUCAGAAAACGCUAAAUACACUAGCCCUGAGAUCCAAAAUCAGUUGAUCAAGGUGGUUGGUUCAGCUAUAUUAGACGAAAUCAUACGUCGUGUCAAAGGAGCCGAGAUGUAUGCAAUCAUUGCAGAUGAGACACCAGAUCUUAGUAAAACGGAACAGUUAGCUGUACUUGUUCGCUAUGUCUGGAAUGGAGUGAUAGAAGAACGUCUUUUAGCUGUAGAACCUAUGGAAGAAACCACAGCUGAAGCGCUUUUCCAUACCAUCCGAGAGAAAUUACAACAGUGUGGGAUAGAAUUUUCAAACAUGCGUGGACAAUGUUAUGAUGGUGCAAGUAACGUGUCUGGAAUCCAUACCGGACUGCAAGCACGCAUCAAAGAGAUUUCCCCGUCAGCAAUUUACACACAUUGCUAUGCUCAUGUUUUAAAUCUGGUCAUCGUGGACACAAUGAGUAACAAUAGUAUAGCAAGAGAUUUCUUUGGAACGUUGCAAAAUCUAUACGUGUUCAUCGAAACUUGCACAAACAUGCUGUGUACUUGAAACACCAGAGAAAGUUGAAUGCGUCAGAUGAUGAAGGAAAAAAGAAGCGUGAGUACGUUCUGAAGAAAUUGUCUGAUACAAGAUGGGCAUAUCGGGCGGACAGCAUCACCGCAAUUUACCACACACUCGAAGCUGUCAUCGCGACUCUAAAAGAGAUCAGAGAAAAUGAAAAGAAGGCUCACAUUGCAGCAGAAGCAAAGGGGUUGUUUCAGAACGUCUGUGAUUUUGAAUUUGUUUUGGCUUUGGAGGUACUGUUUUGAUGACAAACGUACCGUGAUUUAUAUUUUAUUCAUUUUUAUUUUUAAUGAAAAUUUAAUGAUGUGAGUUGAUCAUUUUUAUUAAGGUGCUGAAGAAAGUCCUGCUACUCAGUAAGGGAGUGUCAGAUAAGCUGCAGUCAGAGGACUUGGAUGUCGUCACCGGCUGCGAAAGAGUUGCUGAUCUGCUAAGCACAGUACAGGCUCUACGAUGCGAGCCCAAAUUUGAGGAAUUUUGGGAAACUACUGUUAGAAAAUGUCGCAGCUUGAAUAUCGAAGAACCAAGACAAGAGCGUACCCACAAACUUCCUAGGAGGAUCGACGAUAAUCCUGACACAGCAGUCCAUCUUACGUCGAAAGACAAGUUUGGAAUUUCCUUUUACUAUAAUGUAGGUUAUAUGAAUAAUGAAUUGUUCUGGAAACAUGCAUUCCAAUCGCUUAUAAAAAUAUUUACAGCUAUGUAUUUUUCGAAAUCUAGGUACUUGAUCUUAUGGUUAGCUCCAUUGAAAGUCGAUUUGACAAGAAUAACGCACCAGUUUUGAUGGGUCUCGGAUACUUAAAUCCUUCUCGGAUAGGCAAUCCAGAAGCUUGGAAACAUAUUUCUGUCGCGGCCCAAUGGUUCCAAUGCGAUCUUGAUGUUGAUGAAGUAGAGAGCGAAAUAUUUUCCCUACAGACAUCGUCGCUGCUUGCUAACAUCCUCGAGAAGGCAAAAUUAGAGAAGAGAAAAGCCAGUUUCGACGACCUGUUCAAAGCAUUGCAAGCUGAACCCGAAUGCUAUGGAAAUUUAACAAAGCUGAUGAAAAUUGCUUUGACACUGCCCGUCACAUCAACAAGUGCCGAAAGGACAUUUUCGAAGCUAAAGUUGAUAAAGUCUCGACUUAGGACAACCAUGCAGCAGGAAAGACUGAAUAGUCUGAUGCUGAUGUCCAUCGAAGACGACUU
This is a messenger RNA of Paramuricea clavata, 2735 nucleotides long. The record is from the annotation of a GenBank genome assembly. Lineage: Eukaryota; Metazoa; Cnidaria; Anthozoa; Malacalcyonacea; Plexauridae.